This is a messenger RNA of Aspergillus neoniger CBS 115656, 1770 nucleotides long. Its product is annotated as DUF3431 domain-containing protein. Bases 344 to 1387 code for a protein of 347 amino acids. The record is from RefSeq and is a predicted model, not a curated record. NCBI's taxonomy places the organism in Eukaryota, Fungi, Ascomycota, Eurotiomycetes, Eurotiales, Aspergillaceae. The transcript has 3 exons.
CCACAACUCCCAUCCUGCCAGCUGUUGCAUCCCCGGGUUUCAACAACGAUCGCCUUCGGGGCCUCCGUGGUUCUCCUAUAUUAUUCCAUCCGACGGCCGACGUUUCACCCUCAUCCUGCGCCGCCGCAAAAUCUCCCCGAGUUCGGUCAACUCAUUCGAACCGCCGCCCGCAUCGACCUCACCGACCCCCGACCGUCUGCGAUCGCCCAUCCGUGCAGCCAUGUUCCCUGCCCCGUCACGCUGAUUUGACGCUCAAUUGACUUCCGUGAUAUACAUACAUCCAGCAGCAUAUGAUUAUAGUCCCCCCCGCCUCGUGCCAGUCCCGCCGCCGCCAUUGCCAGCCAUGCUGUUCUUCCGCGGCGGAGUUAACAGUCCGCGCCGGCGCAACCAAGAAAAAGCAAUCUUCUGCACCAUUCUCAUCAUCUACGCUCUAUACUUCCUCUUCUUCGCUGGGAGCUCCGAUCCCAAACGGUCAGAGACAUCUGCUGAGGAUGCGGUGAAGGGAGGUCCGCAUCGGGACUCGCGGUCGGGGAAGGCUUCCCCGUCCGCCUCGGCUUCGCGACAGCCUCAGGCCUUGGACAAGGACAUGGUGGUGGCUAGUAUGAAGGGAGACGAUGUCUCAUGGCUGUACACAUACUUUCCUGAGUGGCAUAAAAGUAUCUACGUGGCGGACGACAAGAAAGCGCCGUUGACGGUGGCUUUGAAUAAGGGGAGGGAAUCGAUGGUGUAUCUGACAUACAUAAUUGAUAAUUACGACAAUCUUCCCGACUCGAUCCUAUUCAUCCAUUCCCAACGAUACCAAUGGCACAAUGACGACCCUUACUACGAUGGUGUGCCCGUUCUUCGCAACUUCCAGGUCCCAUAUCUCCAAAAACAAGGCUACGUGAAUCUGCGCUGCGCCUGGGUCCUGGGUUGUCCGGCGGAGAUUCAUCCCCUCAGUGAUACGCAUCGCAACGACGUCCACGCAGGAGAAUAUUUCAAGACAGGAUUCAUGGAACUGUUUCCCGGGGCGGAGGUCCCUGAAGAAGUGGGGGUUUCAUGCUGCGCGCAAUUCGCCGUCACACGCUGGAAGAUCCGCGAGCGGCCGAAGAGUGACUAUGUGCGGUACCGCAAAUGGUUGGCUGAGACGACGUUACCCGAUGAUCUUAGUGGACGAAUCAUGGAAUACUCAUGGCACAUGAUCUUCGGCAAGGGCCCCGUCUACUGUCCCACGGCAGAAGAAUGCUACUGCAAGGUAUUCGGACUAUGCAAUUUGGAUUGUCCGACGGAGGGAGAUUGCGCUGGCCGCUAUGUUCUCCCGCCAUACUCUUCUCUUCCCAAGGGAUGGCCGUAUAUCGGCUGGAAGGGUCAGAAGCAGGACCCUAGCAAGGGACUCCCGGAGGCUUGAUCUAUACCUGUAGUCUCACAAGUCAGAUGAGAUGUUCAAGUAUAAGAUGUUGCGACUAGGGGUAAACACUGCUCACUGAGGUCAAAACCGGGACUCACUACAAGCAUGAUGAAUGCUGUAAUAGGAUCAGAGCGGCAGCACAUCUGGCAAAACAGGUGGAGCAUCAGCGUCGCGUAUCUCUCUCUCCCAGUGGAACCAGAUCUCAACUCCACCGCUGCCAGACACAGUUUGGCACACCUAAAACAGGCAUAUGGCAUAUAACUAACCUACUAUGUAUUGACAUCUUUGAUGAGCGAACGCUGUCACUGAAAAAACUACCGAUGUAUUAUAAACAACACGAUUUCCCUUCUCAUGUGAAGUAAUAACUACCUGCCAAAUAUACC